Malurus melanocephalus (red-backed fairy wren) is the source of this 522-nucleotide messenger RNA. Its product is annotated as protein Wiz-like. Bases 78 to 521 code for a protein of 147 amino acids. Gene Ontology annotation, molecular function: DNA-binding transcription factor activity, RNA polymerase II-specific; RNA polymerase II cis-regulatory region sequence-specific DNA binding. NCBI's taxonomy places the organism in Eukaryota, Metazoa, Chordata, Aves, Passeriformes, Maluridae. Gene Ontology annotation, cellular component: nucleus. The transcript has 2 exons. The record is from RefSeq and is a predicted model, not a curated record. Gene Ontology annotation, biological process: regulation of transcription by RNA polymerase II.
GUGUUUUUGGGGUGUUUUUGGGGUGUUUUUGGGGUGUUUUUGGGUUGCACGGGGAGGCCAAGCACAAAGCGUUCGAGAUGUCCUUCAAGGCCAAGGGGCUGCACCAUGACAAGGCCUCUGAAGCCUGCUGUGAGCUCUGUGGGUUGUACUUUGAGAACAGGAAAGCCCUGGCCAGCCACGCCCGCGCUCACCUGCGCCAGUUCGGGGUCACCGAGUGGUGCGUGAACGGUUCCCCCAUCGAGACCCUGCGCGAGUGGAUCCGGCACCGACCCCACAAAGCCGGCGCCUACCGCAGCUACAUCCAGGGGGGACGGCCCUUUUCCAAGAAAUUCCGGAAUUCCUCCCAUCCCCGGGGGGCUCUGGGGGCGCAGACCCCCCUGAACCCCUUCCUGGGCAAAGGAAUCGCGGCCGACGGAGCCGUCGGAGACGGGAAAGGGACGGACGGAGGCGGCGGCGAGAGGGGAGUGGGGACGGCGCUGCUGGUCAAAGUGGAGGAGCAGAGGAACAUCAGCAGUGAGUGAU